AUGGCACUGAGGUUUGAGGCCCUGUAUCCCGAGGGGAUGUGUCCUGGCUGGAGCGUCGUGGUCAAGGGUGAGACCAGUUCCCACACCAGCAUGUUUGAAAUUAAUCUGCUCUGUGAUCCUGGAGACCAAAUUGCUCUCCACUUUAACCCUCGCUUCUCCAGCUCCAGGAUUGUCUGCAAUUCCUUCCUUGCCAACCACUGGGGGAAAGAAGAGGUCAAUAGCACCUUCCCCUUCGAAGCAAAGGAGCCAUUCCAGGUUGAAAUCUACUCUGACCAGGACUAUUUCCACAUUUUCAUUGAUGAAAACAAAAUCCUGCAGUACAAGCAUCGGCAGAAGCAGCUUUCCUCCAUCACCAAGCUGCAGAUCCUCAAUGAUAUUGCCAUUUCUUCAGUGGAAAUCACCAAACGAGGCCUUUACUAG
Calypte anna (Anna's hummingbird) is the source of this 420-nucleotide messenger RNA. RefSeq names its product galectin-related inter-fiber protein (gene GRIFIN). The coding region runs from base 1 to 420 and encodes 139 amino acids. Lineage: Eukaryota; Metazoa; Chordata; Aves; Apodiformes; Trochilidae. The record is from RefSeq and is a predicted model, not a curated record. Gene Ontology annotation, molecular function: carbohydrate binding. The transcript has 4 exons.